AUGUUGACACUCCCUGGAUCUGACACGCUCGAUACGAUGUCGGGCUUGACCUCAGACUACGAAACAGAUUUCUUCGACAUUGAGUCGGCCACUUCGGAGAUCGACAAAGCUGAGUCUCAAGGUACGACGGUGGCCACUGCUAGGGGGGAGUACUACUUUGAAGAUGGUGAUAUUUACAUCCUGGUCGACGACAUCCUUUUCAGGGUUCACAAACAUUUUCUUUCGCCCUCUUCUAUCAGCGGCGCGGAUGUCAGAAAUACGAGGGACGGAUCGAGGGAGGAGGCCCCGAUAGUUGUUCCCCAGGUCACGAAAGAAGACUUUCAGAACCUUUUAUGGGUGUUCUACGACGAAACGCUACAGCGUGAGGCGCCGGCUAGAAAAUGGAUAGGAAUUCUGCUCACUGCAGAAAAGCUUGAGUUGAAACGAGUUCAGGAACUAGCGGUUGCCAAACUCAUCAAACCGGACCUGGACUUCUCAGGCGUAGAUCCGAUUACCCAAAUCAUUGUCCAGCAGCGGCAUGGCAUGGAACUGGAGUGGGCCAGGAAGGCCUUUAUGAUACUUAUUCAACGUCAAGAGUCUCUUACGGAGGAAGAGGCUACGGAGAUCGGGGUCUUCGCCACCGUUACGAUCGCACAUAUGCGCGAAUCGCGAAGACGGCGUAGACAUCAUCCUGCACGGUGGCCGCCGUACCUCCCAUGCGACGACCAAAUAAAGCCACUGCCUGAGGAAUGUGAACCCGGACUUUAUCUCUUACCUACCCACGGAGGUGAAUUCCAUGUCUUAGUGGAAGGGCACAGAUUCUGCGUCCAUUUGUAUAUCUUAAAGCAACACUCCCCAAUUAUUCGGACCAUGCUUGCUACGCGGUCCUCCGGAGACGGAGACCUGUCCCUCCCUGGGAUCAGAAGCCGGCAUUUUUCGUGGUUGCUUCAAUUAUUUUACGAAGAGGCAUUUCAUAUGAAAGCAACACCAACACAGCUCGCUGCUAUACGCCGGAUAGCAGGCCAAUAUGAAAUGGAUGCUGUCAUUGGAUUGACUACAAAGCAAAUGCGAGCAACGAUGACAGCCGUCGAACAAAUCAAGGCAAUAGAUCUGUUCGGUAUAGAAGAUAAGUACUCGCAGGAGCCUUGGAAUGUCGUUCACCAACGAUCCAAGCCCCUGACCCUGCAAGAGGGACGGCAACUGGGCCCUCGACUUUGUGCGAGGAUGGCGAAGCAUAGGGAGGACUCAGGGAGAUUCCCUUAG
Messenger RNA from Pleurotus ostreatus (oyster mushroom), 1242 nucleotides. RefSeq lists its product as uncharacterized. The transcript has 5 exons. Gene Ontology annotation, molecular function: protein binding. NCBI's taxonomy places the organism in Eukaryota, Fungi, Basidiomycota, Agaricomycetes, Agaricales, Pleurotaceae. Bases 1 to 1242 code for a protein of 413 amino acids. The record is from RefSeq and is a predicted model, not a curated record.